UGAGUUUUACCAACAGAACAUCAUAAACCACGGGAGCGGGUGAGAGAGGCUCUGGCCGUGACCGGGCAAAAUUACCUUUUCUCCUUUGAAUAGCUUUUUGGGAUGCAGCUUCGCGGUGAAAUCGAGCGUUAGAUGUUCAGGUUAGUUUCACUUGCGAUAACGGCGAGGCGAAACGUGGGCAUCUUUGUGAGUUUGAACUUCUAAAUUAGUGCGAUUUCACAUUAGAGUCUGGUUUGAAUGGAUAGGUUUUUUCCUCGCUCCCCCCCAGAAGAGGGACAAUCGGAGGAGCACACGGACUGGAAAUAUUGCAGGCAAAGUUGUAUUUAAAAUAACCUCUCGGAGGCGCACGAGUCGCGCUGUUUCUUCUUUUAUCACUUUAGCUAGCUUCAGCUGGGCUAUAUCUGUGUUUUCCCCGGCUGCAGGUUGUUGUGAGUUGCAUUCGUCCCUCACUUCUACGGGGGAAAGCCGGGGUUUCAUUCAUCAGGCCUUCGUUAAGCAGAAGCCCGAGGCCACCGACUAACCUUAACCUUAGCAUCCCUUCACCCAGGCGCCGAGAUUGGGCGAAUAGCGAGCAAAUACGUCCGCGUUUCUCUGCCUGUUCACCCACCGGCCUCCCUUCCUCCAUCCCCGGCGCUGACAGCAGACAAGGCCGAGGUCGUCUUAGCGCAGGCCCAGCCGCAAAGGCUCGACCUGUUUACCCCACCUCCGCGUCCUCCGACUCCCCAGCAGCCUCUGCCCGCGGAACCGCCACCAGACCGGCCCGAGGGAGACAAAGAGCCCAGGCACCAUCCCAUCCUAACAGCCGCCGACAUGAACCACCAUCACACCCAGCAGCAGCAGAAAGCAGGCGAGCAGCAGCUCAGCGAGCCCGAGGACAUGGAGAUGGAGGCUGGGGACCCAGAUGAUCCUCCAAGAAUUCCCCAGAAUCCAGUCAUCAAUGGGAACGUGGCUAUGGCGGAUGGACACAACAACACCGAGGAGGACAUGGAGGAUGACACAAGCUGGCGCUCUGAAGCCACUUUCCGCUUUGUGGUGGAGCGCUUUAGCAGGCUGAGUGAGUCUGUUCUCAGCCCACCCUGUUUCGUGAGAAAUCUGCCCUGGAAGAUCAUGGUGAUGCCCCGCUUUUACCCAGACAGACCUCACCAGAAGAGCGUUGGUUUCUUCCUUCAGUGCAAUGCUGAGUCAGACUCUACGUCCUGGUCAUGUCAUGCUCAAGCCAUGCUCAAAAUAAUCAACUACAAAGACGAUGAGAAAUCCUUUAGCCGCCGCAUUAGUCACCUGUUCUUUCACAAGGAAAACGACUGGGGCUUUUCCAACUUCAUGUCAUGGAGUGAUGUGACCGAUCCAGAACGGGGCUUUGUGGAGGAUGAUAAGGUCACUUUUGAGGUCUACGUUCAAGCUGAUGCUCCUCACGGUGUGGCCUGGGAUUCAAAGAAACACACUGGCUACGUGGGGUUGAAGAAUCAAGGAGCCACGUGUUACAUGAACAGCUUACUACAGACUCUCUUCUUCACAAACCAGCUUCGGAGGGCGGUUUAUAUGAUGCCUACUGAGGGAGAUGAUUCCUCUAAAAGCGUUCCCCUCGCCCUGCAGAGGGUGUUCUAUGAGCUCCAACACAGCGAUAAGCCUGUUGGGACAAAGAAGCUGACUAAGUCUUUUGGAUGGGAGACUCUAGACAGUUUCAUGCAGCAUGAUGUACAGGAACUGUGCCGAGUGCUGUUGGACAAUGUGGAGAACAAGAUGAAAGGAACUUGUGUGGAGGGCACAAUCCCAAAGCUCUUCCGAGGGAAGAUGGUGUCCUACAUCCAGUGUAAGCAUGUGGACUAUCGGUCAGAAAGAAUAGAGGAUUACUACGACAUCCAACUCAGCAUAAAAGGAAAGAAAAACAUCUUUGAGUCAUUCAAGGAUUAUGUGGCAGUGGAACAGCUGGAUGGGGAUAACAAAUAUGAUGCAGGGGAGCAUGGUCUACAGGAAGCAGAGAAGGGUGUAAAGUUCCUGACCUUCCCUCCUAUUCUGCACCUACAGCUCAUGAGGUUCAUGUACGACCCUCAGACUGACCAAAAUAUUAAGAUAAAUGACAGGUUUGAAUUCCCAGAGCAGUUACCUCUGGAUGAGUUUCUGCAGAAGCCAGAUGUUAAAGACCCAGCCAACUACAUUCUCCACGCUGUGUUGGUGCACAGCGGAGACAACCACGGGGGCCACUACGUCGUCUACCUUAAUCCUAAAGGAGACGGCAAAGUGAGUGUCACCGCACCAAUAGUGAGAACCUUUCAUUUCAGGGUGUUUCAGCUGCGCAAUGACGCCAAUAUAACGGGUUUCCCACAGGACCAGAUGAGACUGUGGCCAAUGCAGGCCAGAAGCAACGGCACUAAACGGCCAGCUAUGUUGGAUUAUGAAGCAGAUUGCAACAAGUCUAUGAUCGACUUGAGCGAUAACGAGAACCCAUGGACAAUAUUUCUGGAAACUGUAGAUCCAGAAAUGGCCGCCAGUGGUGCAACGUUACCCAAGUUCGACAAAGACCAUGAUGUUAUGUUGUUCUUGAAGAUGUAUGAUCCAAAAACCAGAAGCUUAAAUUAUUGUGGACAUAUCUACACACCUAUAUCCUGUAAAAUACGAGGCUUGCUGCCCAUUAUGUGUGAAAGAGCAGGGUUUCAGCAGGGAACUAGCCUUAUCCUCUAUGAGGAAGUUAAACCGAAUUUAACAGAGCGAAUACAAGACUAUGAUGUCUCCCUGGACAAGGCUCUGGAUGAGCUGAUGGAUGGAGACAUAAUUGUGUUCCAGAAGGAUGAUCCUGAAAAUGAAACCAGUGAGCUGCCUACUGCAAAAGACUACUUCAGAGACUUGUACCACCGUGUAGAUGUCAUCUUCUGUGACAAGACCAUUCACAAUGACCCAGGCUUUGUUGUGACACUGUCAAACCGAAUGAACUACUUCCAGGUGGCAAAGACUGUUGCGCAGAGAUUAAAUACUGACCCCAUGCUCCUACAGUUCUUCAAGUCACAGGGGUACAGAGACGGCCCUGGCAACCCACUCAGGCACAACUAUGAAGGCACUCUCAGAGACCUGCUGCAGUUUUUCAAGCCCCGGCAGCCUAAGAAGCUCUACUACCAGCAGCUCAAGAUGAAGAUCACAGACUUUGAGAACAGGAGGAGUUUCAAAGCCAUUUGGCUCAACAGUAUGUUUCGAGAGGAGGAGAUCACACUAUACCCUGACAAGCAUGGCUGUGUUCGGGACCUUCUGGAGGAAUGUAAAAAGGCAGUGGAGCUGUCCGACAAAGGCUCAGAGAAGCUGAGGCUGUUAGAAAUUGUCAGCUACAAAAUUAUUGGGGUUCACCAGGAAGAUGAAUUGCUAGAAUGUUUAUCUCCAGCAGCCAGUCGAACAUUCAGAAUAGAGGAAAUCCCUCUCGACCAGGUGGACCUGGACAAGGAGAAUGAAAUGCUGAUUCCAGUUGCACAUUUCCACAAGGAAGUCUUUGGGACAUUCGGAAUUCCCUUUUUGCUCAAGAUCCGUCAGGGGGAACCCUUCAGAGAAGUGAUGAAGAGAAUUCAGAGCAUGCUUGACAUUCAGGAGAAAGAGUUUGAGAAGUUCAAGUUUGCAAUAGUGAUGAUGGGCCGGCAUCAGUAUAUCAAUGAGGAAGACUACGAGGUGAAUCUGAAAGACUUUGAGCCACAGCCAGGGAACAUGUCGCACCCGAGGCCUUGGUUAGGGCUCGACCACUUCAACAAAGCUCCAAAGAGAGGUCGCUACACGUAUCUGGAAAAAGCGAUCAAGAUUCACAACUGACAAGCCCCCACUCUAACCGACCAUACUAAAGACUUUAACCAAACCUCUUGUGUGCACCACUUUUAACACCUGCUGUCUGGGUACACAGUCACCAUGUAUGAAGUCUUCAGCUAAUGGAGUGACUGCUGAUGCUCCUGUUUUCCUUUUUGAGGCUGUUCGAUUUGGCUUCUCUAACUGUUGACUGCCUAUUUGUCUGGAAGAAUGAAUUUGAUUUUAACAAGAAAGGGGGAACAGUAUGUCCUAGACUUUUGUUUUGAUUUUUAUUGUUGUUUUUUUAUUUGUUUGUUUUUCUUUUUUCUUUUUAAGUUAGUUUUUUUUUUUAUUAUUGUUACGGCAAGAAAGCUGCUGCAUUGUGAGGUGGAGGCGAUGGAAAGAGGAGUUUUGUCAUUUGCAGAAGAUUUGAAAGGAUUCCUCCAUCCUUCAACAAAAAAAUUCACCGCAAAUGGCUGAGGCUUUUGCUAGUUGCCCUGACAUGGUUGUCUCUUUUCUGGUCCCUUACUGCAACUAGUCAAUUUUCAUGUUUACACGAUUCUUCUUUCUCACUUAGUUUAGUUGGAGAAAUUCAGUUUGUCUUCUCUGGAAAUCCUGUAUAAAGUAAAGAGCCACAGCAUCCGUUUUAAAAUAAAUGAAAAUUAAAUAAAUUGUCUGUACUUCAUCUUGCACGUUGGCACUUAAUAUCCAAGGUUUUACAUUUCUCAGCACUGUUAAAUGUAAUCUUGGUUGGAGUUUGAUUUGCAUAUCCCUUUGGGUUUCUGCCCCUUUCCCCUCUCCCCAUAAAGGUUUUUUUUUUUUUUGGUUAUCUUCAGUCUUUAGCUCCUCUGUCACCGGCUAUGGGAUUAUUCUGAUGGGGAGGGAGGGGUCGCUUGCUGACCUCUCCAGAUUCGUUGUACUGUUUGUUGGCACGAGGUUGCAGACGUAUACAAGACUGGUUUGGGACUUAGAGAAACCAGCAUUAAUGAACCAAUACCAUUUUUUCUCUUUAAGCACAGAAGGAAUGCUCCCUAGUGCAUAGUUGGCUUUGUAAAAACAAUUAAAAUUGUAUAUUUAAAGAAUGAACGUAAAAUUAAAAGCACCGAUUUGUUGGGUACAGAUCAAUUCAGAUGUUCAUAUUCAUUGUGUGUAGUUUUCUUUUGGAUCCUGACAGUUUCAUUUGGUCUUUAUUUUUUUCCUUAACUAAGUGCAGCAGUUUGUCUCGUUUAAGUGCAGUACAAAGAAAACCUGCAGAUCACAUAUUUCUUUUUAGAUUUUUUUCUCUCUCCAGUCUAAUUCCUCCGUGUAGCAGCAGUGUACGACAACUCUUCCUGUAUAUUGCCUUUUUGCUGGAAAAUGUAUGUUGAAUAAAAUUUUCUAUAAAAGCUACAGCCAUGGCCCUUGAAGAAUUGACUCAACAUGGUGUUCAGAUUGUCAUGCUGUACUAGUGUCACGUAAUGUGAAGAUUUCAGUGUGUAUAAACGGCACAUGCAGAGUUCUCAUUGAGGUAUUGCACAGACACAUUUCAGUUUUAUAUUAUUACAUUUAAGACCGUUCCAUUUAGAUGAACAUGUGACAUUUAACAUUAUAAAAGAUUCAGACUUUUUACAGAAGUGAUAAAUUGCUAAACAAUAACAAGUCGGCUUUAGCAGUAUGGUAAUUCAAAAAGUGAAUUUUAGAAGUAUGAUUUCCGUUGUUUUAUUUAAGAGAUAUUGUGGGUUCUCAAUUGUUUGUUCUCAACCUUUUUGACUCCCGUUGCACACAACAGUAUUCAAAGACCCCGUGACUUUUUUUUUUUUCCAGUUUGUAAUAUAUACAAGAUAAGGAUUUUUUUUUUAAACGUUUCUACAGGUACCUGAUAAAAUAUAUUCGAGCUUGACAUAACUAUAAAAAUGUCUAUCCUUUAUAAAUUGCUUAUGGAGUUUAAUAUUAAUUUACACGACAUUUUAAGCUCUAGACAUUACACCUUCGAAUGAAGAUACCUCAUAUAUCCUGGCUUUUCUAGACAGUGCUUUU
Messenger RNA from Sinocyclocheilus rhinocerous, 5769 nucleotides. Its product is annotated as ubiquitin carboxyl-terminal hydrolase 7-like. The transcript has 29 exons. Gene Ontology annotation, cellular component: nucleus; cytosol. The record is from RefSeq and is a predicted model, not a curated record. Bases 811 to 3783 code for a protein of 990 amino acids. Gene Ontology annotation, biological process: regulation of protein stability; protein deubiquitination. Gene Ontology annotation, molecular function: cysteine-type deubiquitinase activity; protein binding. NCBI's taxonomy places the organism in Eukaryota, Metazoa, Chordata, Actinopteri, Cypriniformes, Cyprinidae.